GCGGGCGAAAAGGCGGGGCUUCAUCAAGCCAGUUGUCCGUCUCCGCACAGAUGGUCGCGCCGCCAACUGGAAACUCGCAGGAGUACACACUUCUCUCCAUAUUUUUUUGUCUUUUUCCGUUUUUAAUGUUCGGUCGCGGUGGAGAUGAAUGAACACUGGAGGUUACAUUGUCGCCCCGUCGCCGUGAGGAAUGAGUGCCCGCCGAGGGGCGUCUCUCGCUGCUCUUCCCGCCGCUUUUUCUCCAGCCGAGCAGGUACCGAGCGGCUCCAGCGGGCCGCGGUCGCCGGAGGAGCUCCACUGGCGGGCUGAGCGCCUCGCAGCCUCCCGCUCUCCUCUCCGGAGCCCCCAUCGACCUAACAUGGACCAAAGGCUCUGCCCGUCGCCUGGCCGUUGUUCUCUGGAUUAAUAACAGAUUCCCACCUCGACUGGACAUGAGGAAGGAGGCGGGUGUGGAUUAGAACUUUUUUUUUUCCUUUUUCUGUUUUUUUUUUCUUUUUUUCCCUGCCAUCGCCCACCUGAGCUCCAUGCAGCCCCCCAUGGACUUGAGUGUUUUGACGUGAUCAUGAUGCAUCGACUCCGAGAUGCACCGUGUGAGGCCAAGCAGAAGGAUGGGCCCGACCACAGCGAUAAGUCGGCCGUGGCCUCCCCCGGGCCGGAGGAGGAGCCGUUCUCCUGGCCCGGUCCCAAAACGCUUUGCCUGCGCCGGACCUCUCAAGGCUUCGGCUUCACUCUGCGCCACUUCAUCGUCUACCCGCCCGAGUCUGCCGUGCACAACUCUCUCAAGGAUGAAGAGAAUGGUAGCCGAGGGAGACAGCGAGGCCGCCUCGAGCCCAUGGACACCAUUUUUGUCAAGCAAGUGAAGGACGGCGGCCCCGCACACGGAGCUGGACUCUGUACAGGCGAUCGCAUCGUGAAGGUGAACGGCGAGAGCAUCAUCGGGAAGACGUACUCGCAGGUCAUCGCCUUGAUCCAGAACAGCGAUGCCUCGCUGGAACUCUGCGUGAUGCCAAAGGAUGAGGACAUUCUGCAGCUGUUUUCCAGGGACAUCACCGCUCUGGCGUAUUCUCAGGACGCGUACCUUAAAGGAAACGUGGCAUACAGCGGAAACGCCCAAAACAUCCCCGAGCCGCCGCCCAUAUGCUACCCUCGGAUAGAGAUUAAGGCUGCUAGCAAGGUGACGGAGGCAAGCGACGAAGGGACCAGCGCCCCCCGAGAGGCAGCUCAGGGUGCAGGAAGACAAGGAGGGGCAACAGAGAAAAGCUACCGAGUGGAAAUUCCCGUUCCCCCUUCACCCCAACCGCCGCAGACGGCGGUCUGCGCCUGUAAGGACAACUUGAGGACAGCGGCCGAAACCCCUGUGCGGUUGACCCGGGCGGGUCAGAGGACUGAGGAGAACCGAUGCUGUCCUUCAGGUUCUCCUAUAGCCACACCUCUGGUUUCUUCACCUCUAGGAGGUACGCCGUCGCAGCAUCCUUCUCCUCGUCCCGCAGCGACCCCCGUGCACUGCCCGCCCCCGAGCACACAACCUCGCCCAAGCCAUCUCGACAACUCCACGGUACGAGCGUCCCUCACUUCUGCUUUACCGGACACAUUGUCACCCAAAGCCAGCCAGCACUCGCCCUCGCCGACAGCCUCGCCGUCCCCGCACCAGAACAUCGACUGGAGGAACUACACCACCUACAAGGACUACAUCGACGCCAAGAGGCUCCACACGUACGGCUGCCGCACAAUCCAAGAGCGCUUGGAUAGUUUGCGUGCCGCCGCCAACUCCAGCUCCGCCUACGGUCAGCAGCGCUCGUACUCUCCGUGUAGUGUUCAGAGAGGACUGAGUGCCUCUCAGGUCAGAUGGAGGAGCACGUCGACGGAUCGGGGGGUGAACGGCGGGAACCACGGCACUCCGUUACGAAGCGCCUCCCAGGAGAGGCUCGGAGGGUCGGAGCGGAGCAGGAAUUGGCCGCGGAGCGCUUCCCAAGACGCACUGCCGUUCUCCAGCCCCGUGGGCGUGGCCAAAUCUCGAGCGUGCUCUUUUGACUUCCUGGGCCAGAAGCCCGGAGAGCCUCGAGGUCUUGGCGCCGCAGACCGGACAGGUUUGGAAGACCGUCUUCUGCUUUGCCAAGGGGAGGAAGCCAGAGCCAGCAGGCAGGGGGCAGCCUCAAGAGCUUUACCUCAUCUCAAUCGCGGCGUCACCGGACAGGACGCCGAUGGAACAGGAAGUGGAUUGUCAAACUCCUCUUUGGCGGAUCGAAUGUGUAGCAAACCCCCAUUAAGGACAGACGGCAACAUGAUGAGGCCCUCUCGGCUACCUGUUAAAAAUUCCAUCCCAGAUGCAUCAUCUGCCACUAAAACCACAGACUCGCUGAAAGACCAAAGAACUCACAUCACUGGAAACCACGUAGGCUACCCGUCACCUCCGCACUUGGAGCUCAGGACUCGGGCUGACAGCCUGAAGAUGGAGAGCAGGUCCGAAGCCAGUUUGGUGGCCAGGACUUCGUCUUGCUCAGGUCCCUCGUGCAAAACAGCCACGCAGAGACCGAUACAAAGUGGCACUGUCUCGUCUUCCAACCCGAAUGGAGCUGCGAACCUCAAGCCCGAGCCCUCCGUACGGACUAACGGGGGUCUGACAGAAGGUGUCGAGGGACUGGACGCGACGGUUGUCGUCCUGAGAAAGGACAAAAACUCAUCGGCUGCUCGUGCGCGUCCCCCGUCCUACGUCUUUGCCGUUUGUGACGAGCAAGGCGGCGUGGGCUAUAAGUCGCCGUCGUUGAUGAAGGCCGGUUCCGCGGACGCGGUGGCGUGUUGGACUAACAGCUGCAGGGAGAUGCAUCUCAGGAGGCUGGGAGGCACUCGGCAAAAGAGCGCAUCCGAAAACCUGGAUGACUCCUUGGACUCUAUCCCCUUUAUAGAUGAACCCUCCAGUCCGAGCAUGGAUCUGGACACGGUCAACAUUCCGGCCUCGGCUGUCAUCUCCGCAACGCCCGUCAUCACCACCAUACCACCCAGCCCAACCGCCACGUCACCCCUUAUGCGCCGCCACAUGUCGCACGACCACGAUUCCCUGCGGCUCACCAUCAUCGAGUCGGACUCCGGGGGUAAAACGGAGCGCUCGUUGUCAUACGACGAAGGCUUGGAUAACUACCGGGAAGACGGCGGAGGGAGGUCCUUGAUAGCUGGGCUUAAAGGCCUCAGGAAGGCGAUGGACAGGUCAUCUGAGGAUUCCGGAUCCAGGAGGGAUUCCUCUUCGGACAUUUUUUGCGACGCCACUCGGGAGGGUCUGCUGCAUUUCAAGCAGCUGAAUACUGACAAGGGAAAGCGCGUGGGCGGCGGCAUGCGCGCCUGGAAGCAGAUGUACGCUGUGCUGAGAGGUCACUACCUGUGCCUGUACAAGGACAAGAAGGAGGGGCAGGCGCACGCCACCUGCCAGACGUCGGACGAGCCGCUGCCCAUCAGCGUGCGGGCCUGCCUCAUCGAUAUCUCCUACAGCGACACGAAGCGCAAGAACGUGCUGCGCCUCACCACGUCCGACUGCGAGUACCUGUUUCAGGCCGAAGACCGCGAGGAUAUGCUGGCCUGGAUCCGAGUCAUCCAGGAGAGCAGCGACCUGGACGAGGAGAACGCGGCCUUUACCAGCCAUGACCUCAUCAGCCGGAAGAUCCGGGAAUACAACACCUUGAUGAGCCCGACGGGCAGCAAGACGGAGCCGUCGCCCCGGUCGUCUCGCCAGUCGCUGAGCAUCCGCCAGACCCUGCUGGGGGGCAAAGGAGAUGCCAAAACUCCCAGUCCGCACUCGCCGAAGCCGGAGCAGGAGAAGAAGAAUGCGCACAAAGAUGACACGAGCCCCCCCAAGGACAAAGGCACGUGGAGGAAGGGCAUCCCGGGCCUGAUGAGGAAACCUUUCGAGAGGAAACCGUCGCCUGGAGUCACUUUCGGAGUGAGACUGGACGACUGUCCUCCGGCGCAGAACAAUAAGUUUGUGCCGCUGAUCGUGGAGGUGUGCUGCAAAUUGGUGGAGGAGCGAGGCCUGGAGUACACGGGCAUCUACAGGGUGCCGGGGAACAACGCCGCCAUCUCCAACAUGCAGGAGGAGCUCAACAACAAGGGCAUGAACGACAUCGAUGUCCAGGACGAUAAAUGGCGGGAUCUCAAUGUGAUCAGCAGUUUGCUCAAAUCGUUCUUUCGAAAGCUGCCUGAGCCUCUCUUCACCAACGAUCGGUACGCGGACUUUAUCGAGGCCAACAGAAUAGAAGACCCCGUGGAGAGGCUCAAAGUUCUCAAGAGGCUGCUUCACGAGCUGCCCGAUCAUCACUACGAAACCCUCAAGUUUCUCUCAGCUCAUCUGAAAACCGUUGCGGAGAACUCGGAGAAAAACAAAAUGGAACCGAGGAACCUGGCCAUCGUAUUUGGUCCCACCCUGGUGCGUACCACAGAGGACAACAUGACCCACAUGGUGACGCACAUGCCUGACCAGUAUAAAAUCGUCGAGACCCUCAUUCAGAAUUACCAUUGGUUCUUCACUGAAGAAGGCAAUGGAGAGCCCGUGACGGUUUCGCACGAGGAGAGCGCCGUGGAGUCGCAGCCGGUCCCCAACAUCGACCACCUGCUCACCAACAUCGGUCGCACGGGCACGUCGCAGGGCGAAGUAUCAGAUUCUCCCACCAGUGACUCGGCCAAGUCAAAGGGUUCCUGGGGCUCAGGGAAGGACCAAUGCAGCCGAGAGCUCCUGGUCUCCUCCAUCUUUGCUGCAGCCAGUCGCAAAAGGAAGAAGUCCAAGGAGAAAAUGCAACCCAGCAGUUCAGAUGAUGACCUGGAUCCGGUUUUCCCCAAGAAGGAACUUCCCGGGCAGAAGGGGGACCCUGAAGGGGACGUCCGAAGCGGCAUCAAGGCCAAAGCGGCUGCGAAGAAAGAUCAGGAGAACGGCAGAAGUGUUGAGUCGACACCCAAAGCCAAGAGGGAUCCGAGGCACCCGUCCCCGGACACCAGCUGCCGAAGCGUCCCUCGGGGAAAAGCCUCCUCCUCCGACCCUCCGUCAUCGGACCUCGGUACCCUUGACUCUGGAGCGUCGGUGAAGCCGAAAGCGUCGACCGCGGGAGCCUCCGCCGAGGUGGAUGUGAGCUCCAUCACCUCGGACUACUCCACCACAUCGUCCAUCACCUUCCUGACCGGCGCCGAGUCCCUGGCGCUGAGCCCCGAGCUGCAGGGCGGCGAGGAGGCGGACGACGAGCGCAGCGAGCUGGUCAGCGAGGGCCGGCCCAUGGAAACGGACAGUGAGAGCGACUUCCCGGUCUUUGCGCCAGGCGCCGGUAGCCAGUCGACACCGUGCCUCGAGAAGGACGGCGAGGGCGGCAGAAACAAGAUGGAGGGGCGGCGUCUCUUCCCCACACAGAAGAUGAUGGAAUGCGACACGCUUUCUCGCCGUCGUUCGCUGCGGAACAAGACGGACAGCGAGUCGUCGGCGGAGGCGGCGGGUGGCGAGGGCCGCGCGGAAGCCAGCACGCGGCUGGCGCGGGUCCUGGAGGUGAUGAAGAAGGGCCGGUCCACGAGCAGCCUCAGCUCGUCGUCUCGCAGCGAGUCGGAGCGCCCGGAGCCGCCAGCCUGGCACCUCAAGAUCACCGAGCGCCUCAUGGUCCGGCUGCGCGCCUCCUCCGACGACAUGAUCCUUCCAAAGAGCCGCGCCUCCGACAGCCGACGCAAGAAUAUUCGGCGGCGCCACACCAUGGGCGGCCAGAGGGAUUUUCCCGAGCUGGCCGCCAUCCACGACUGGCGGGAGCAAGGCGGCGCCGACCGGACAGCCGAGCUAUCGCUGCUCGACCGGUUGAAACCUCGACGGGCCUCACAGGACUUUAGCAUCCGUGACUGGCUCGGCGGAGAGCGCAGCCGACGGGGCGGUGGCGGCGGCACCCCGGGAGAAUGCGGCCCAGUAGGAGGCGGCGAAGCUAUGCCGCCGUCGCCGCCGAACAUCGAGGCGGCGCCCAUGGCCGUCCCAGAGAACGCAGACCCCCAGGACGCCGUAGCCCCAAACGGCAAAAGCAAGUCGCCGCUCGGAGACGACGCGCACCCUCACAAACUGUCGGGGGCGCAUGUGGUGCGCUCACGCUUCUACCAGUACCUCUGACCCCUCGCCCCCCCUCCAACCCAACGCCAGGAUGAAUGUGUUGUUAUCGUACGAACGUGCACUCUGAGCUGCACAGUAGUUUUUUGUUUUGUUUUUUUUUACAAAGUUUAUGUGUAAAUAACAUGUAUAGCUGCCAUCUUUGUGACUGGCACAAUGGAUGAUGCGCAUCGCUGGCCAGACUGGAACUCAACCUCCCCUGCACUCUCCCCCCACCCCUUAUUUCCAUUAUUUUUUUUUUCUUUAGAAGAAUGUACAACUUACAUACUUGGAGUAACGCAAGUCGCAGUGUACGGUGUUCCUCCAAUAUUUGCAGGAGGAUAGGUACUACCCAAAAAGAUUUUUAAUUGCCUAUAAAUGCCAAAAGAUGGCAGCAAAGCACUACUUUUCUGCUGGGGCGGGGCAAUUGUCUGUCUGAAUACACGCCCCUACCCCCGCCCUUUCACUUCUACAAAGUUCUCUGGGACUAAGAUGCCACAACAAAAUUGUCAUGGUAAACAUGGCAGAUGGACAGGUUCUCACCCAAAAAUCUCCAAACGGGGGAAAUUGCGAUUGCUAAAAACCGAACAGUACCACAGACAGCACAAAAUCUGCAGGUAAUUUGUAAAAAAGAUUUGCAAUUGCCUAUAGUUCCCACAAGAUGUCGACAAAGCACUAUUAUCUAAAUGAAUGUUUGUCUCAACGAACGCGAUAUACUUCCUUGCCACUAGAUGGCGCCUAAGUAAUGGUUUUUGUUGCUUUGGCCAUAUUUGUCGCUCGGGGAAAAAAAAUCAUAUUUGCAAUUUUUAAACCGCGAAUAAUCGGGGAUUCAAUGUACUUGAAGACAUAAUGUGUAGACAUAACUAUUGGGACGCACUUGUUGGUCCAUCAGUGGCUAAAACUGGAGCCUUAAUCCCACAUCAGAAACACACAAAAAAAAAAAUGAUGUACCUUGCUCUCAUGGAACACGCGGGGAGCGUGCUGUGGGAAUGCCUCAUUCGUUGGGUUUGUUUUUGCCGCACAGACGCAACAGCCAGAGAUUAGCUUGACAAAUAUAUUGUGAUUUUAUCAAAUAAAAUGAAAAGUAAUGAUGAUGACGUACGAGUAUGUAAUACUUUUGUGUAUGGUCAUUUUUUUUUCUAUUUCCAAUCUCUUGUCUAGUUAUCGUCCCAAAUGGACAUUUUAUAUCAAUCUGUUUUUCACCCCAAAAAGGAAAAAAGUGCCUCUUUUUUCCCCCCAUUUUGUAACUCUUUCUACGAGCAGUUGUUUUUAAAAGAAAUUUGAAGGUGAGCAUUCCAACAGGUUAAACUCCAGUUUAUUUCUUCACUCGUCAAGUUUCAACGGAGACAUGAAGCGUUGCAUGUGUUGGCACUGACGUCAGUGCAAUGUCCCCCCUCGAAGAACACUGGAAAUAAAUCAUCUUAAUUA
Molecule: messenger RNA, 7513 nt
Organism: Hippocampus comes (tiger tail seahorse)
Lineage: Eukaryota; Metazoa; Chordata; Actinopteri; Syngnathiformes; Syngnathidae
Product: rho GTPase-activating protein 21-like
Exons: 26
Coding region: 563-6109 (1848 amino acids)
Biological process (GO): signal transduction
Molecular function (GO): phospholipid binding; protein binding
Source: RefSeq, a predicted model, not a curated record